Messenger RNA from Andrographis paniculata, 1789 nucleotides. RefSeq names its product choline/ethanolaminephosphotransferase 1. The record is from RefSeq and is a predicted model, not a curated record. Gene Ontology annotation, cellular component: membrane. The coding region runs from base 281 to 1450 and encodes 389 amino acids. NCBI's taxonomy places the organism in Eukaryota, Viridiplantae, Streptophyta, Magnoliopsida, Lamiales, Acanthaceae. Gene Ontology annotation, molecular function: phosphotransferase activity, for other substituted phosphate groups. The transcript is spliced from 19 exons. Gene Ontology annotation, biological process: phospholipid biosynthetic process.
GUCGGCAGAGACAGUGCCGCUGUAGCCUUUGUUUAAUGCUUUUUAGUUUUCGCUCCGAAUCAGAAUAAUAUUAUUCAGGGAAGAUAUUUUGAUUUUCUUCGUUUCGUCUCCGGCGAUUGCACCGAAGGUGAAAUUUCUUUCUUUUAUGCCUUCUAGGUUAAUUAUUGCACCACAAGGAAGCAGAUCGUUCUGAAUUGCGUUAUAGGGAUUCCCGGAUUUCUGAGAUUUAUUCGUUCGUACUGUAGUUUCUCGUUGUAGAAUUUGUUUAGAGAUAAGGAGAAUGGGAUACAUAGGAGCGCAUGGAGUUGCAGCUCUUCAUCGUUACAAGUAUAGUGGGGUGGAUCACUCUUAUUUGGCAAAAUACGUGCUGCAGCCCUUUUGGACUCGCUGUGUGACCUUUUUCCCACUUUGGAUGCCACCCAACAUGAUCACACUCAUGGGAUUUAUGUUUCUGCUUUUGUCGGCAUUGCUUGGAUACAUAUAUUCACCUCAAUUGGAUUCACCUCCACCGAGAUGGGUUCAUUUUGCCCAUGGGCUACUACUCUUCUUAUAUCAAACGUUUGAUGCUGUUGAUGGAAAACAAGCCAGAAGAACCAGUUCCUCUAGUCCAUUGGGAGAACUAUUUGACCAUGGAUGUGAUGCUCUGGCUUGUGCAUUUGAGGCCUUGGCCUUUGGAAGCACUGCAAUGUGUGGGCGGGAUACUUUCUGGUUCUGGGUCAUAUCAGCCGUACCUUUCUACUGUGCAACAUGGGAACACUUUUUUACUAAUACUCUCAUUCUUCCGGUCAUCAAUGGACCUACAGAAGGCCUUAUGCUGAUAUAUGUAGCUCAUUGCUUUACAGCUAUUGUUGGCGCUGAGUGGUGGGCUCAACCAUUUGGAAAGUCCAUCCCAUUAUUGAGUUGGUUGCCAUUUAUAAAUGAAGUUGCAAUGUAUAAAGCUGUUUUGUUCCUAAUGAUAGCCUUUGGUGUCAUACCAACAGUUUCAUUCAAUGUGUCCAAUGUUCAUAAGGUUGUUCAAGCAAGAAAAGGAAACAUGCUGCUAGCAUUGGCUAUGCUUUACCCUUUUGUUGUGCUAUUGGCUGGAGUUCUUGCAUGGGAUUACUUAUCUCCGAUUGAUCUUAUUGGCAAACACCCGCAUCUGGUUGUAGUUGGUACAGGACUUGCAUUUGGGUUUCUUGUGGGAAGAAUGAUUCUCGCUCACUUAUGUGAUGAACCUAAGGGCUUGAAAACAAACAUGUGCAUGUCUUUGUUCUACCUGCCUUUUGCCAUUGCAAAUGCUCUCACUGCCCGGCUAAAUGAUGGAGUCCCUCUAGUUGACGAGUUCAUGGUUCUUCUUGGUUAUUGUGCAUACACUGUUGUACUCUAUCUUCAUUUUGCGACUUCAGUCAUUCAUGAAAUAACUUCAGCGUUGGGGAUCUACUGCUUCAGGAUAACAAGGAAAGAAGCUUGAGCUGCAUUCAUUACACAAUACCUUGGUUGGGCAAUGGGUGUCUUGAUGGCACCUUUGAAUGAACAGGUUGCGCGGUAUCGACGACAAUUUUGUUGGCUAAGCACUUGUUAAAAUUGUUUAUAUGCAUUCGAGAGUAACUAGGCCUAUUAAUUAUUGUUGGUUGGUUGUGGUUAUUUUAUGUAUACCCUUAGACAACAACUACUGUCGUUUCUUGUUUUGAAUAUGGUUUUAAGACACAAUAGGGGAUAACUUUGAUGAGUUGAUCUAUUUACAGUGUCUGGUGUCAUGUUAAAUGUGAUUUAUAUUUAUGUAUGUAUGUAUGUAUGUAUUUACAGUGAA